AGCGUCACAUGACGUGUGUUCCGAACAUUAUCAGCAGCAGCAGCAGAUGAUGGAGCAUCUGUCUGCGGAUUUGAACAGCGCUCUGCCGGGAGGAGGACGGACACGGACCCAGCAGCUCAGGUUGUUCCAGAGUUCUUUUUAGAAAGAGACCAGGGCCUGCACUGUCCACAGCAGGUCUGUCCUCUCUCCCGCUGCGACGACAGCGCCAUGGCCAACCAUGAGGAAUCCACGAAGAUGAAUGGCCAAUCCUCCCAUGGUGCGGAUCCCCCCAAAGAGAGCAUGCAGCUGAAGAAGGAGAUCUCGCUGCUCAACGGUGUCAGCCUCAUCGUGGGAAACAUGAUCGGCUCCGGAAUCUUCGUCUCCCCAAAGGGCGUGCUGAUCUACAGCGCCUCAUACGGGCUGUCCCUGGUCAUCUGGGUGAUCGGAGGGCUGUUCUCUGUCUUUGGGGCCCUCUGCUACGCCGAGCUGGGCACCACCAUCACCAAAUCAGGAGCAUCCUAUGCAUACAUCCUGGAGUCCUUUGGCGGCUUCCUUGCGUUUAUUCGCCUGUGGACAUCUUUGUUGAUCAUUGAGCCCACCAGUCAGGCGGUCAUCGCCAUUACGUUUGCAAACUACCUGGUGCAGCCGCUCUUCCCGACAUGUGAGCCACCGUACGUAGGGUCCCGGCUCCUCGCUGCAGCGUGCGUGUGCCUACUGACAUUUGUCAACUCUGCCUACGUGAAGUGGGGCACCCGCGUUCAGGACAUCUCCACCUACGCCAAGGUGGCGGCCCUCAUCGUCAUCAUCGCCACCGGCCUCGUCAAGCUGUGCCAGGGUUACACAACCAACUUUGAGUCCUCCUUUCAGGGAUCCUCUACAGAUCCCGGGAACAUUGCACUGGCGCUCUACUCCGCCCUGUUCUCAUACUCGGGCUGGGACACCCUCAACUUUGUUACAGAGGAGAUCAAAAACCCAGAAAGGAACCUGCCAUUAGCCAUCGCCAUCUCGAUGCCCAUUGUCACCAUCAUCUACAUCCUCACCAAUGUGGCCUACUAUGCUGUUCUGGAUGUUAGUGCUAUACUGGCGAGUGAUGCAGUGGCAGUGACAUUUGCAGAUAACACACUUGGUGUGAUGAGCUGGAUCAUCCCCCUCGCUGUGGCUCUGUCCUGCUAUGGAGGCCUCAACGCCUCCAUUAUCGCCGCUUCCAGGUUGUUCUUUGUGGGCUCUCGCGAGGGCCACCUUCCAAAUACUCUGUCCAUGAUCCAUAUCCAGAGAUUCACUCCGAUCCCUGCUCUCAUCUUCAAUUGUGUCAUGUCACUGAUCUACCUGACAGUGGAGGACGUCUUCCAACUCAUCAACUACUACAGCUUCAGCUACUGGUUCUUCAUGGGUCUGUCCAUCGCUGGUCAGAUCUACCUCCGCUGGAAGGAGCCCGACAGACCCAGACCUCUCAAGUUGUCUCUAUUUUUCCCGGUGGUGUUCUGUAUGUGCGCCAUCUUCCUGGUGGCCGUGCCUCUUUACAGCGACACCGUCAACUCUCUGAUCGGCAUCGCCAUUGCCCUGUCAGGAGUCCCAGUCUACUUCCUGGGAGUCUACUUACCGGAGUCCAAGCGACCACCUAUCAUCACCAAGCUGCUGCGUUCUGUGACUCACAUGACCCAGCACACCUGCUACUGUGUGCUCACAGAGAGUGACAAAGGUGACUAGCAUCCAGUGGGUUUCAAAACUUUACCCAGCAGCCUCUGCUGCCUCAGGGCUGAGGGUCACCAGAGGGACCUGACCAGGGAUUCUGCUGUGGAAUAAGGAUUUAUAAAUACCAUAUAUUGUUGCUUCGGACUGUAGCCCACACUGAGGCUCUCUGAUUUCACUGACUAGUUCACAACACUGAAAAUGCUGCCAAAGAUGCACAUGUUCACUCACAGCUCUAUUUCCUGGAAUUCAAGGACCUGCCAGGAUUUCAACUUUCAGUCCACACAGUUCUCUGUGUCGUAUUUCAUGUUGUGAGUACUGCAACACACAGUUUGAUUUCUUCAUCACACUAUUUGAUGACGAAUACUGACUUUCGUUAUGAUUAUCUGUCCUAUGGGUUAACGGGUAAUAGUUAUACAAAUGCCUUGUGCCUGUGAGAUUUUACAGGUCUGUGCACACGACCACAGCAACCUCAUAAGUAGAUUCUAUUUAAUAGAUUUAAAUCAUUGUAAUCGAAAGAAAUCGUGAGAGGUAUAUGUCCUGAAUGAACUAAGGGAAGAACAUGUUUUGUAAGCUGCCAACUGAAAAUGUUGGACCAUCGUACUAAUGUCAUUGCCUUCAUGACAGCUUGGUGCCAUUUUACCUCCACCCAAAGGUUAUGCUUUUAUCUGCAUUUGUAUGUCAUUUUAAAGCAGAUCCAAAAAUUGUCAACGUGGCGAGAUAGAUAUUCCUUCUCUGUAGUUGAUAUAUGCGGGAAGUAUUCUUUUCUACCAUCUGACCUGUGCUGGCGGUUACAGUCUGUCAAAAGGCUGAGGUGGGUUUAGUCUGCAGGAUCCAGUCUGUUGAUAAACAAGUUUUUAUUACCUUGUGCAACAGUUGUAUGGAUAUAUUUCACUGUAUGAACAUUGGGGCAGUUUGAAGCUCGUGCAGUAAUGUAGGAAAUUAAAGGCGGUUUCCUGCAGUGCAGUUUUAUAGAUGUGUCAAUUAAAUUUAAUUUUCAAUCAAACACCAUCUGCUCCUCAGUGCGUCCUGUCAGGUCAGGGUAGCCGAGCUUCUACUAGAUAAAAAAGGAAUGUUUCCAAGAUGAGAGGCUGAGUCUAAGAUUGUAUUCCUGAGUUACAAGGACAAUUCAAAACAAGUAUGACCAUUUCAGACCAGAUUUGGUUCACAUUUACCUCUCAAUGGACUACCUCAAAAUUUGAGAAAGAAAAAGGCAUUGCCUCAGGACAGUAACUCCACAGAUCACCUACAUCGGCAAUAAUGAGUGACGUCUCAAUUUUAACAUUUCACUUUUUGUUCCUCCACAUGCUGGACAUUUAAUUUUAUUAAAAUAUGUAUAUCUUCAGUUGUGAAUCAGAGAUUGAUUGAUUCUUCAAACGGAAGUUUUGAUUAGAUUUGUCUGCCUUCUACAUGCAUAUAAGAAAUAUCAAUAAACUCUGUAAAUGAA
Molecule: messenger RNA, 3115 nt
Organism: Platichthys flesus (European flounder)
Lineage: Eukaryota; Metazoa; Chordata; Actinopteri; Pleuronectiformes; Pleuronectidae
Gene: slc7a6
Product: solute carrier family 7 member 6
Exons: 10
Coding region: 208-1686 (492 amino acids)
Biological process (GO): amino acid transmembrane transport
Cellular component (GO): membrane
Molecular function (GO): L-amino acid transmembrane transporter activity
Source: RefSeq, a predicted model, not a curated record